This is a messenger RNA of Schistosoma turkestanicum, 2373 nucleotides long. The record is from the annotation of a GenBank genome assembly. NCBI's taxonomy places the organism in Eukaryota, Metazoa, Platyhelminthes, Trematoda, Strigeidida, Schistosomatidae.
AUGAAUGUUGGUGAGGAAAUACCAGCUAGGUGCCUUGGUGAAACGGGAGCUCUCAGCUUCAAUAAACCCACGGAACAAGAUUUAAAAGAUACACAAGAAUUAGAAGCUAGCCUUGCUCAGUUGAAUAUUUUUGAAACUCAAGAAGAGAUAUCACAGAGACGUGAAGCUCUUGUUAGGUUACAAGAGAUUUCAAAUGCAUGGAUUCGUCGUAAAGCCCUGGAACAAAACCUUCCCCCACAUGUCGCUAAUUCUACAACUGGGAAAAUUUUCACUUUUGGUUCAUAUCGUUUAGGUGUCAAUUUCAGGGGUGCAGAUAUUGAUUCUUUACUAGUUGUUCCACGGUUUAUAACACGUGAAGAGUUUUUCAGUGAUUUUCAGGCUGUAUUAGCAGAAAAUCCCAAUGUAGAAGAUUUGCAUGCUGUGGUGGAUGCUUUUGUUCCUGUUCUUAAGAUGAAAUUCAUGGGAGUUGAAAUUGAUCUACUAUUUGCUCAAGUUGAUCAAAUGUCUAUACCGGAAAAUUUUAGUCUUUGUGAAAACACUGAAGUACUCAUGAGAAAUAUGGAUGAACGUGAUGUACGCAGUAUUAACGGUGUUCGUGUUACAGAAGAUAUUCUCAAUUUAGUGUACAAUAAAAAUUCUUUUAAAGUAGCUUUAAAGGUGAUACGAAUCUGGGCUAAACGUCGUAAUGUCUAUUCCAAUGCAUUGGGUUUUUUGGGUGGUGUAUCAUGGGCAAUUUUAGUUUCACGAAUUUGUCAACUUUAUCCAUAUGCUACACCAUCAAUGAUUGUUUAUCUAUUCUUUACAAUAUUCAGUCAAUGGCCUUGGCCAAAACCUGUACGAUUGCGUGAAUGUGAAUAUAUUGCAAGUUUAUGCUUACCUGUUUGGGAUCCGAGACUUAAUCCUUCUGAUCAAUAUCAUUUAAUGCCUAUAUUGACUCCCAGUUAUCCAUCUCAAAAUUCAACAUACAAUGUACAACGAAGUAAUCGUAUUAUUAUUGAAAGAGAAUUAAAACUAGGUUUAAAUAUUGUCAGAGCUUCAAUGAUGCAUAAAAGUUCAUGGUCUAAUUUAUUUGAAGCAGCAUUUUUCUUUCAAUAUCGUCAUUAUGUAGUUGUUAUUGUAGUUGGAAAUAUUAAACAUACUUUUAUUGAAUUAUGCGGUUUAGUUGAAUCUAGAUUACGUGUACUUGUUAGUAAUUUUGAAGUGAAUCGUUAUGUUAAAAUGGCACAUGUGAAUUGUCAUGCUUAUGGUAAAGGUCCAAAUGAUGUUGAUGUGAAUUUUGUACGUAAAUGGUUUAUUGGUAUGGAAUUUGAUCGUAAUACUACUUCAACUACUACUACUACAACUACAACUACUUCUAGUAAUACUACUCAUUCACUAAACAAUACUCUACAUAAUAAUUCGAAUGUUUCUAAUGAAAAACCUACAUUGAAUGUAGAUCUGAGUGAGAAUAUUAGCUCUUUUGAAAAAUCCAUUGAACGUGGUCUUUCAAGUGAAGAUUUAUCAGUUACUGUGAAAUAUGUUAAAAAAUCACAACUAGCUCAAUUCAUUUCUGCUGAAGAUAUGGAUGAGAUUAAACGUCAAGCUGCUGCUGCAGCUUUAUCCAAUGUAAAUAAUUCUGCGGAAAAUCAAAAAACCAGUCGUUUACAUUCUACUGCUACUACUGCUAGUGCUACUAGCAGUAAUAGUAGUAGUAAUACAACACUCAACACUAUGUCUAGUCCAGCAAGUAGUAUUGAACUGUCUACUUGUGAGGAAAUUAAUUCCUCUCCAGCGAAUACUCCUCUUCUACACAAUUCCAUGUCUACCAAUUCAUUAAACAAUGCAGCGCCGACUACUGCAAAUUCAUCUGCCAGCAACAUAAAAUGUCCUCCUUCAUCUCCGACAUUCGGAUGCUGUGCAAGAACGGAUACUGUGAAGGUCGACGGGGAGGGAGAGGAGGAGGAGGAGGCUACAUCAUCUUUAUUAUUGUCGUCGGAUCAUUCAUCAUUGUGCAAUAAUAAUAAUAAUAAUAGUAAUAAUAAUGCACUCAAUCCAAUGGAUUCGAUUAUUGUCGGUACUGGUCCUGGUACAACCGGUGUUGGUAGAGUUUCGUCGAAACGUGUUGGUUCAAUGGAUGCUAGUUUGGAGAAAAUCUCCAUUGAUAUUCAUACGGAUUCUAGAAAUACCAUUAUUAAUCCUAUUACUAAUACAAAUACUACAACUCAUACUACUAAUAUUAAUACUAUUACUACUACCACACCUAUUAAUAAUAACAAUAACAAUAAUAAUAAUGCUGACACACAACAACUACAUGAUUCAGAAGAUUUUCGAAAACGUGCUCGUAUUUCAACAGAAACACCGCGACCUAUUGUUUUUACUUCAUCUGCCCAAUAA